Messenger RNA from Prunus dulcis (almond), 1526 nucleotides. RefSeq names its product protein LIKE COV 1-like. Gene Ontology annotation, molecular function: protein binding. The record is from RefSeq and is a predicted model, not a curated record. The transcript is spliced from 9 exons. Gene Ontology annotation, biological process: stem vascular tissue pattern formation. Bases 243 to 1250 code for a protein of 335 amino acids. Gene Ontology annotation, cellular component: Golgi apparatus. Lineage: Eukaryota; Viridiplantae; Streptophyta; Magnoliopsida; Rosales; Rosaceae.
AGACAGAGAACCGCGAGAUCGUGAGCUUCUCAUUCCCGUGGCUGACUCCACCGAUGAAGAUGCUUCUUUCAAACCCUCUUCGUCUUCCUCUAUUUCGCACCACACCGGCCGCGAGUCUGACUUACUGUUUCUCGAGGCCAUUGGAGGACCAAACUCAGAUUCAGGUGCUAUCUUGUUUCUGAUGUUUUCCAUCAGUUCAAAAGAGACUUCUGGUGUUCUGAAUUUGACUUCUUUGUUACGUUAUGGCCCUUACAAUUUUGGAAUUGAGAAGAGAAAACGUGAGGGUGGACGACGUGGCCAUGGCUUGCUUGUUCAAUGCGUGUGCUCGGCUGGGCAACGUUGAGAUUGGGGAGCAAGGGCAUGGGUUUGUGAUGAAGGUGGGUUUGGGUUCUAGUGUCAAGGCUUGCAAUGGGGUCAUGGAUAUGUAUGUCAAGUGUGGCCUAUUGGGUAUGGCGAGACGGGUGUUUGAAGAGAUGGGGGAGAGGAGCGUCGUGUCGUGGACUGUGAUUUUGGAUGGUGUGGUUAAAUUGGAAGGUGUGGGAAGUGGGAGGAUGGUGUUUGAUAAUAUGCCUGAGAGGAAUGAGGUUGCUUGGACGAUUAUGAUUGUUGGUUAUACAUUUUCCAAAGUAGUUAGAAGUUGGGCAUCAAAAAAGUUCAUGACCGGAUGUGUGAUCCUGUUUCCGAUAGCAAUCACUUUCUAUAUAACGUGGUGGUUUAUUCACUUUGUGGAUAGCUUCUUCUCCCCAAUCUAUGCUCAACUUGGAAUCAACAUUUUUGGUCUUGGAUUUGUCACUUCCAUUACGUUCAUAUUUAUUGUUGGCGUGUUCAUGUCAUCAUGGUUGGGUGCGUCUGUCCUGGGCCUUGGUGAGUGGUUCAUCAAAAGAAUGCCGUUUGUUCGUCAUAUCUACAAUGCCUCCAAGCAGAUUAGUUCCGCCAUAUCCCCAGAUCAAAACACGCAAGCCUUCAAGGAAGUGGCCAUCAUAAGGCAUCCACGCAUUGGUGAAUAUGCAUUUGGGUUCAUAACUUCAUCGGUCGUCCUUCAGAGCUAUUCUGGAGAUGAAGAGUUGUGCUGUGUUUAUGUUCCCACAAACCAUCUUUACAUUGGCGAUGUAUUCUUGGUCAACACCAAGGAUGUCAUUAGACCAAAUUUAUCUGUACGGGAAGGAAUUGAAAUUGUUGUUUCUGGAGGCAUGUCAAUGCCCCAGAUCCUGUCAACACUCGAUAACCGGAUUAUGCCAAUGGAUAGCUGAGUGAAGGUGUUAGAUGUAGAAGAGUUGCUUCUUUAUUACCUUUUUUUUUUUGGUUCCUUAAUGUCAUCAGACUGGCCUUGCAAUCUAUGUGGUGCUUAUGCAGGAUUUAGAACCAGAUCGUCAAGGGUCAGAUUCUGGCGACAUUUGUAACAUCAGUUGUGAUGUCAGAAUGUAGAAUUUUAGUGUUUGCUUGAAAUAUAGUUUUGAUUGAUAAAAUGAUAUAACAGGCUUAUUUAUAGCCUUUUUUAUUUUCAGAUUGCUUCUCGACUUUUAGAA